ACAAAUUAUGGAAAGAAAAUAAGAAAAACAGAGGCGGGAAGCAGACGGCAGAGACAAUGGGCGCUGAGUAGGAGCGAGUCCCUUUCUCUGCUUUCCUCUCAGCAAAAUUUUAAAAGGCGAAAGUAUCAAAUAACGCUCUCUAAAGGCUACAAAGGCAAACUCGUGGCUGAGGAUCCCCUUCCCGUGCUGACGUAGGAAUCCCAGUCCCCACCUUCCCUGUUUAACCGAGAGCGGAGCAGGCCAAAACAAGGCAGCAACGAGCAAGGAGAGAGAGACAGAGAAAGAAAGCAAUAUAGGAGAGGAGAAAGUGAGAAAGAGAGGAGAAAACAGGGGGGAUGGAUCCAGUGAUCAAACUGUUCGGAAAGACAAUUCAGCUGCCGGCGGCGAGACAAGGUCUGGCGGCUACUGCCGGAGAAGACAGAAGCGGAUAUGAGAAGAAGUUUUCUCCUACGAUCCUUCGGGCUUCCUCAAAAAAGCAGGGCAACCAUGAACCCAAACACAAAAACGAGGAAACGCGAUUUUCUCAACAAGAAGAGAGGAUUGACGAGAAAAAUAUGUCAGAGGCAAAGGCGGAGAAGAACAAUCCAAUGGAUAAAACACUCAAAAAGCCUGAUAAAAUUCUUCCCUGCCCUCGCUGCAAAAGCAUGGACACAAAGUUCUGCUACUUCAACAACUAUAACGUUAACCAACCCCGACACUUCUGCAAAAACUGUCAGCGAUACUGGACUGAAGGAGGCAGCAUGAGAAACGUUCCUGUUGGCGCGGGUCGCCGGAAAAGUAAGAGCUCCACCACCAACCAGUACUACAACCACCACAUCAGAAUCCCUGAUUGUGCUCAAGCUGACUUCUAUGAAUCAAACAACCAUCCGAGUCCUCUGAAACACAAUGGAACAGUACUCAGCUUCAGCGCUGAAGCUCCUCUCUUAGAAUCCAUGGAUUCCAAUCUUGAGAAUCAGUUUAGUAGAUCAUUGGCUACUCCUUGGCCUAAUCCAUGGAGUCAGACUCCUUUGUACCCAAUGGCACCAUACCUGGCCAUGCCAUGGCUGUGCUCAUGUCGGCAUUCUACAGUUCCAAAGAGAUUAAGGAUUACUGAAGACCAUGAAAAAGCUGCAAAAUGUUCAGUAUGGGAAAAACUGGGUUUUAAGAACGAUAAAACGGAUAAAAUCUUCCAGACCAGAUCAGCUGAGGCUUCACAGGUCUUGUGUGCAAACCCUGCUGCGCUUUCUCGGUCUCUCAAUUUCCAGGAGAGAUCAUAGUGAGCUUCUACAGCUCAUGCAGUAAGCGGUUUUUAACAAAUUGGUAGGUUUAGAUUUUGUAGAAAUUAGCAUAUGUGGAAGGAUUUCUCUAGUUUUUUUUUUUUUCUUUAGAUAUAAAGAUAUGAAAUCAUUUAAGAGGUUGAAUAAGAUUGUACCUAAAUAGUUAAAAAGUAGUUGCCUUUCUUUCCUGUUAUGUUUGGAAAUGAGAGACCUUUUUAAGCCAGCCUGG
Dendrobium catenatum is the source of this 1485-nucleotide messenger RNA. Its product is annotated as cyclic dof factor 1. The transcript has 2 exons. The record is from RefSeq and is a predicted model, not a curated record. Gene Ontology annotation, molecular function: DNA-binding transcription factor activity; DNA binding. Gene Ontology annotation, biological process: regulation of DNA-templated transcription. The coding region runs from base 336 to 1256 and encodes 306 amino acids. Lineage: Eukaryota; Viridiplantae; Streptophyta; Magnoliopsida; Asparagales; Orchidaceae.